UGUUUCCAAAGCGACGACACGCGUAAAUUAGAUAUUUAUUUUGAACAAAUUUGAUAUAAAACCUUAAGAAGAUGACGAAGAAGAAACCCUUGCCGCACCUCUCUAAAGAAGAGAAGAUGGUGAUUGUGAUUUCGGAGAUAAUUCAAGAGUUAUUAGUUGCUCAUCGUCAAGGGAAAGAUGUUAACCUCAACAAGAUGAAAACGCGUAUUUCAUCGAAGUAUGGAUUGGGGACCUCGCCCAGACUUGUGGAUAUCAUAGCAGCUGUGCCGGCGGAUGCUAAGAAAAUUCUCUUGCCUAAAUUGAAAGCGAAACCUAUACGUACAGCAUCAGGCAUUGCGGUUGUGGCUGUUAUGUGCAAACCUCACAGAUGUCCACAUAUAAACUUUACGGGUAACAUCUGCGUGUAUUGCCCUGGAGGCCCUGACUCGGACUUCGAGUACUCUACCCAGUCGUACACAGGAUACGAGCCUACCUCUAUGAGGGCUAUUCGGGCUAGGUACAAUCCGUACCUGCAAACCCGUCAUAGAGUGGAGCAACUAAAACAACUCGGUCACAGUGUUGACAAAGUGGAGUUUAUUGUUAUGGGAGGCACCUUUAUGAGUCUGCCUGAGGAUUAUAGAGACUAUUUUAUCAGAAAUCUCCAUGAUGCCUUAUCCGGCCAUACUUCGAGUUGUGUGGCAGAAGCAGUCAAGUACUCGGAGAAGGCUAAAACUAAAUGUAUUGGCAUUACAAUAGAGACCAGACCAGACUAUUGUCUGCAGAGGCAUAUGAGUGAUAUGCUUAACUAUGGAUGCACAAGAUUGGAAAUUGGUGUACAAUCUGUGUAUGAAGACAUUGCUCGUGACACAAACAGGGGGCACACUGUAAAAGCAGUUUGCGAGAACUUCAAUUUGGCUAAGGAUGCUGGUUAUAAGAUAGUAGCACACAUGAUGCCAGACCUCCCAAAUGUGGACUUUGAAAGAGACGUCGAACAGUUCAUAGAAUUUUUCGAAAAUCCAGCUUUUAGGGCUGACGGUCUGAAGAUAUAUCCAACUUUGGUGAUCAGAGGCACUGGCUUAUAUGAGUUGUGGAAGACUGGAAGGUACAAGAGUUACCCGCCUUCGACCUUGGUGGACUUGGUUGCUAAGAUCUUGGCUCUUGUCCCACCCUGGACUAGGGUUUACAGGGUCCAACGUGACAUUCCCAUGCCUCUGGUUUCCUCUGGAGUGGAGCAUGGUAACUUGAGAGAAUUGGCACUGGCGCGUAUGGCGGAUUUGGGUACGGACUGUCGGGAUGUCAGGACUAGGGAGGUUGGCAUACAGGAGAUCCACAACAGGGUCAGACCUUAUGAGGUGGAAUUAAUAAGACGAGACUACGUAGCCAAUGGGGGUUGGGAGACGUUCCUGGCCUAUGAAGACCCAGGGCAGGACAUUCUGGUAGGCUUGUUGAGGCUUCGCAAGUGCGCCUCGGACACAUACAGACCAGAACUCAAAGCCGGACCUAACUCUGACUUCAAACAGUGCAGUAUUGUUAGAGAGCUGCACGUUUAUGGGUCAGUUGUACCUGUGAACGCGCGAGACCCAACGAAGUUCCAGCACCAAGGAUUCGGCAUGCUUCUCAUGGAGGAAGCUGAACGGAUAGCUCGUGAGGAACAUGGCUCAGACAAGAUGGCCGUCAUAUCUGGAGUGGGGACUAGAAACUAUUACGCAAAAAUUGGCUACCAUUUGGAAGGCCCUUACAUGGUUAAAAUGCUUGUAUAAUGAGCAGUUUUUCAGUAGGUAUACUAUUUUUAGUUCUUUCAAUAAGAGAUGGAGCUCAAAUCACUUUUGAGAGUUAAUAAAUCCAAGCAAUAAAUAAAAACAAAAUGAAACAGUCCGUUUAUUUGCAUAAUUCGCUAUAAUUUAUGUGAUUUAUAAAUAAUUUAAGUAGUUUAAAAUAGUUAUUAUAAUAUUAUCGGAAUAAAUCGUUAUUAUAUGAACAGCAUGGUGUAGUGCUGUAAAGGUGUUCUUUUGUAAAGUGAUGAUUUGAUCAUCAUUAAACGCUGUAAACUAUGAUGCUGGUAUGAUGUAGGUGGUUUUUUUUUAUGUAUAUACGCCUGCAUGCAGGCCGCACACAUCACAACAUUGUUAUUUGAAUUAUUUUACCACCUUUUUGUAUUUUAUGUGUUCUCGCAAAUAAAUUUAUUUGAUUUGAUUUGGUAUAACCACCAAGAGAGGCUCAAGCCUCGAUAAAAAUUAGAUAAAAAAGAAGUAUGUUAUCUGAUAACUUCUUUGUUUUUUUUUUUUUGUGGAACGGAAUGUUUUUACCAUACAAAGUUUUUCUAGUGACGUGAACGCCAUCUCUGUUUAAUGACGGAACUAACUGGAAAACUCAUUGAAAGAAUAUCAUAAUCUUCAUUGUAUAAUAGUUGGAUUGUACUUUUAAGUAUAAGUUUUAUUUGUACGAUAAAUAGUACUUAAAUAUGUACAUUUAGAAAGAAACCUGAAAGGUUGUUUAUUUUUACGG
This is a messenger RNA of Pectinophora gossypiella (pink bollworm), 2484 nucleotides long. RefSeq names its product elongator complex protein 3 (gene Elp3). Gene Ontology annotation, molecular function: acyltransferase activity, transferring groups other than amino-acyl groups; iron-sulfur cluster binding. The transcript has 7 exons. Gene Ontology annotation, cellular component: cytoplasm; elongator holoenzyme complex; nucleus. NCBI's taxonomy places the organism in Eukaryota, Metazoa, Arthropoda, Insecta, Lepidoptera, Gelechiidae. Gene Ontology annotation, biological process: tRNA wobble base 5-methoxycarbonylmethyl-2-thiouridinylation. The coding region runs from base 72 to 1739 and encodes 555 amino acids. The record is from RefSeq and is a predicted model, not a curated record.